GCCCCGGAAGCGGGCUGUGGGGCGCGCACGCGGCCGCGGGACAGGGUAGUCGGUGCUGCGGGCGCUGACACUUCUCUGCCCCGGCCGGAGUCGCGCAGGACGAGCCAUGGAGUACGUGCCGCCACACGCGGCGCCCACCCAAGGACACAUCCUGUGCUGUGAGUGCGGUGUGCCUGUGCCUCCCAACCCUGCCAGCAUGUGCGUGGCCUGCCUGCGCUCCCGUGUGGACAUCACCGUCGGCAUCCCCAAGCAGGCCAACAUUCACUUCUGCAAGCAGUGCAGCAGGUAUCUUCAGCCUCCAGGAACUUGGAUCCAAUGUGCCUUAGAAUCAAGAGAACUUCUUACUUUGUGUCUUAAAAAAAUCAAAGCCUCCCUUAGCAAGGUCCGGCUGAUUGAUGCAGGCUUUGUUUGGACUGAACCCCACUCUAAGAGACUUAAAGUAAAGCUAACUGUGCAAAAAGAGGUUAUGAAUGGAGCAAUUCUUCAGCAGGUGUUUGUGGUGGAAUAUGUUAUUCAUUCUCAAAUGUGUGAUGACUGCCAUAGAAUUGAAGCUAAGGACUUCUGGAAAGCAGUAGUUCAAGUCAGACAGAAGACUUCUCACAAAAAGACUUUCUUCUAUUUGGAGCAGUUGAUUUUAAAGCACAAACUUCAUCAAAAUACCCUUCGCAUUAAAGAGAUUCAUGAUGGCCUGGAUUUUUAUUAUGCUUCAAAACAGCAUGCCCAGAAGAUGGUAGACUUUCUUCACUGUACAGUUCCUGCCAGAUCAAAAUCAUCCCAGCGUUUGAUUUCUCAUGAUAUCCAUAGCAAUGUCUACAAUUACAAAAGUACUUUCUCCGUGGAGAUUGUUCCAAUAUGCAAGGACAAUGUAGUAUGUUUGUCACCCAAAUUAGCACAGAGCCUGGGGAACAUGAACCAGAUAUGUGUGUGCAUCAGAGUGACAAGUACCAUUCACCUCAUUGAUCCCAACACUCUGCAGAUUGCUGACAUUGAUGGAAAUACUUACUGGCGUCAUCCUUUCAAUAGCUUGUUCCAUCCAAAGCAGCUGGAGGAGUUUAUUGUUAUGGAUAUCAGCAGAGUCCAAGAAAGGAAACUAAGUGCAGGUGCAGGGAUGAGAUCAAACAAACAUACUCUGGCUGAAGCUUGGGUAAAGAAGACAUCAGAGAUGAAUACGGAUCAUCAGUAUUUCUGCCGCACCCAUUUGGGACACCUUCUAAAUCCUGGGGACCUAGUUUUGGGAUUCGACUUGGCCAAUUGUAACCUAAAUGAUGAAUUUGCAAAUAAAAUGAAUCCACAUGAUGUUCCAGAUGUGGUAUUAAUAAAGAAGAGUUAUGACCGUAGUAAACGCCAGCAUCGCAGGAACUGGAAACUGAAAGAGCUGGAAAGGGAUAGAGAAGGCAUGGAUACAGAUGAUGAAAGACAGUACCAGGACUUCCUUGAAGAUCUUGAAGAAGAUGAGGCAAUUCGAAAGAAUGUCAAUAUUUAUAAAAGUACACACAUUCCAGUGGAGAGCGACACAGAUGAUGAUGGUGCUCCACGGAUCAGUCUGGCUGAGAUGCUAGAGGAUCUCCAUAUCUCCCAAGAUGCAACUGGUGGGGAAGGUGCUGAUAUGAUGACAUAAUAAGAAUGUGCAUUCAUAAAUGCAGCAAAGUUCCCUCCCUUGAAGGAAAAAAUUUCCAGUAUUUAAAUAAAUGCUACGAACUGCUAAGCUUAACUAUAGGCAUGUAUAUGAUCUCAUGAAUGGGCAGUUAUACACACAUAUUUUACUGUAUCCUAAAUCAGCUUAUUUUGUGGAUAUGAUAGAAUCGUCCUGGAGAUCAGAAUUCCUUAGUGGCAAACUGCUGAUGUAGGCAUCACAACAUUAAACGAGCAUACGCUUUGGAAGUGUCGCUCGCCACUCAUGUAACUUCUGUGGAAACAAAGUGACAAACUGAAGAAAGGAUUGUCUUGUGGUUAAGGAAAAGAAGUAGGAAUCACAAGAUCAAGGUUCUGUUGCUGGUUGUUAGACUUCCUGUCUCGGUUAAUCUUUUUCUGCCACCACUCUUAAGUUUCCUUACCUGUAAAAUAGGAAUAUUAUCCUACUUCACAGGAGAGUUUUUGUCAGGGUUUUUUUUUUUUUAAUCCUUUCUAGACCUUCAAGUAGAAUAUACUAAAUACAUCUGUAUUACAUAUUUUUAAACUUAAGUGGGUGGCUUCCCUGUCCUCUGUAUAGCAAAGAUUGGGCAUCCCUGCUCAGUAUAAUACAUACUGCGCAAUCCAGAAUGUCAGUGCAAGUGAGUGAGAGCAAUAUGAAUAAACUAUCUACAUCCUUAUAUUAAAAACAGGUAGAUAUAUGAAAAUCUUUAACAUCCAGUAAAUGUACGAUUUCAUUGGAUGGAAAUAAGGAUAAGCAUGUAUAAAAAGCAAAACCUGUAAUGCCACUUUCCCUUUAAUUUUUCUGAAAAGGAUGAUUCAGAGUAACUGGGAAGGGCCAUAAGGAGACAUCCACGCAGAACAGUUGAAAGAAAAGGUCAAAAGUUAGAAAAGGCUGCAUUGGCCUUCAAGAUAAGGUGAAGAUAUACCCGGUGGUACUGCCAGUAACCUAGACACUGUGCCAUGUGGAGAAGAAUGGCUGUAAUUAAUCUUAUAGUCAAGUUUCAGUUCCUCCCUGUGACCUUUUAUUCAUGGACCUUGCUUGAUCCAGGCCUUAAAUAUCCUUAGUGCCUAGGGGCUAGAACCAAUUCCAGUUGAAGUCAAUGGCAGUCUCCAAAAGUGGGAUUAGGCUUGAUUCUUUUCUGGAUUAUUCUUCAUAAUGUUGUAAUUUGUUUAAGUUCAUCUUAGUAUUGUCCAUUUGUACCCCAAAAAAGAUGAUUUGGCAGGCAUUUUUAUGUAGCUAAGUUUGGGAGGGGGGCAUCUUGGCACUGAACAAGAGUGGCACACAAAGGGAUGACUAUUAUUUUGCAUCUGUGUUACGCUGACCUGAUGAUCUACAUCCUCUUUCAGGAGGUUUGUCAAGUUUUUACACUGUACGGAAUCGCAUUUAAAAAACCAAAGUCCAUAAGGCUGCUUUGAUCCCCAGUCGCACUUCAUGCCAUAAGGUCCAAAAUAGAAAAUUCAUUAAAAAAAGUUUUUACAGUUUUUUUCACGAGAGUGCAGCUAUGUAGCCAAAGUGAAUUAUCACUGUCAUAAAUAUGGAUUUUAUUAUACAGACUUUACUAUUGUGGGGAAAAUGAUGUAGAAAUUUGGCCACAAAAAUAUGCUGCAAUGCAACUUUGUGUGGAAAUUUGUUUCUGGAAUUCUGACUUAAAAUUUGAAUUAAUUUGUUCUCUACCUGACUGAGGUAUGUUUUGGGCUGUACUGUGCUCACAUGUUUAAAGGAGCUAACAUGCCCAAGCCUUUCUUAAACAAAUAACAGAGCAAGUGGUGAGUUGUGUAAUGAGAGCUACAGCGUUUGUAAUAAACCUAGUUUCUCCUAUG
Molecule: messenger RNA, 3453 nt
Organism: Gavialis gangeticus (Gharial)
Lineage: Eukaryota; Metazoa; Chordata; Crocodylia; Gavialidae
Gene: NMD3
Product: NMD3 ribosome export adaptor
Exons: 15
Coding region: 107-1618 (503 amino acids)
Biological process (GO): ribosomal large subunit export from nucleus
Cellular component (GO): nucleus; cytoplasm
Molecular function (GO): ribosomal large subunit binding
Source: RefSeq, a predicted model, not a curated record